AUGCUCGCCAUGUUCCGCAACAAGGUCCUCGUGCGCGCCGGCCCCUCCUCCUCCUCCACACCACCGCCGCCGUUCAUCCUCCGCCAGAGAUGCCAGUCUGCUGCGGCCGCGGAGGUGGCCUCCGAAAUCGCGGCAGCCUUCCUGGACGCCUCAGUUGGUGAGGAGGAGGAGGUGGUGUGUUCGGGCGCACUGGUUGCAAAAGCAGUUGAGUGUGGACUGCGAUGUUUGAUGCUCGAGCGUGGAUGGAGGUUUGUUGGGGGGAGCAUAUUCGUCGACUCCACAUUUGCUGCGACCGAGGAGAGGACUGAUCUGCGCGCGUUGAAUGUGGAAGUCAGAUCUGGACUAAAUGAUGAUUACGAGUUUGUUGUCUCACCUGAUGCAUUUCGGUUUACUGCACUUAAGAUCUCUGAUGUUGCUAGCUCCAGUGUGAUGGAAACAUUCCAACGCACUGAGGAAGUAAGUUUGGAUGGUUGUAGCCCCCUGACAGCUUGUGCAAUUCUUCCAACAUUACAGGAAGGUCAUGUGAUAGGGCAGAGCUUGGACAACUUUACGGAGCUUUGUGCAGUUAAGGUGGCAUAUUUGGCAUUUUAG
Molecule: messenger RNA, 591 nt
Organism: Lolium rigidum
Lineage: Eukaryota; Viridiplantae; Streptophyta; Magnoliopsida; Poales; Poaceae
Exons: 6
Coding region: 1-591 (196 amino acids)
Source: RefSeq, a predicted model, not a curated record